GAAUACGCAAAGGGUUUGAAUAUCUAUACUACGUCGUUGAUAAGAAAAUCUAGUAGUAGUGUCUGCAGGUAACUUCCAAGUUCCUAGAAACAGCUCAACCAUAUUUGGGUGAGACGGAGCCUGCGGCAUGGAAGUGACGAGAGACCCCAAUUCAAACGAUUCAGACUCAGAACUCGAACUCUACACAAUCCCUAGCUCUUCCGGAUGGUUCGCGUGGGACGAAAUCCACGAAACGGAGAAAACGGCUUUCAAGGAAUUCUUCGACGGAACCUCGAUAUCUCGAACGCCGAAGAUAUACAAAGAGUACCGAGACUUCGUCAUCAACAAGUUCAGAGAAGAGCCUUCGAGGAGGCUCACAUUCACCGAGGUGCGAAAAUCGCUGGUCGGUGAUGUCACGUUCCUGCACAAGGUCUUCCUCUUCUUGGAAACCUGGGGUUUGAUCAACUACGGCGCCCCUUCAGGUGCGGAUGCGGAGAAGGAGGAGGAGGAGGAGGGGGAAGAGAGAUGCAAGGUUCGCCUCGAUGAAGGGGCUCCCAAUGGGAUUCGCGUCGUGGCCACGCCGAACUCGUUGAAACCCAUGUCUGUGCCUCGCAGUACCAAGAGUGGUGGUGGUGGCAAUGCGAGUGUUGGGGCUUCUAUCAAAUUGCCGCCUUUGGCGUCCUACUCGGAUGUUUACGGCGAUUUGAUUCGGCAGAAGGAGUUGAAUUGUGGCAUUUGCGGUGAAAAAUGUGGUUCUGGACACUACCGAAGUAACCAGGAUAAUUUCAUUAUUUGUACAAAUUGUUUCACUAAUGGAAAUUAUGGGGAGAAAAGGUCUGCAGAGGAUUUUGUAUUAAGUGAGUCAACUGAAAAUAAUGGCAAACAUGGUACUGUCUGGACUGAGGGAGAAACUCUUCUCCUUUUAGAGUCUGUUUUGAAGCAUGGGGAUGACUGGGACCUUGUUGCUCAAAGUGUUCAAACCAAGACUAAACUUGAUUGUAUCUCAAAACUCAUUGAGCUGCCUUUUGGGGAGCUCAUGUUGGGCCCUGCUCACAGAAAUGGUAACAAUAACAGUGCUAAUGGCAUUAUGAACAAUGCAAAACAAGUUCAGUCAUCUUCAUCUGACCACCAAGAAAUUUCAAAGACGAAGGAUCAAUCUCCUGAUGAUCUUACAAAUGAAAAUGAGCAGAAUGGAGAUGCUAUGCAAGAAAGUCCUUCAAAAAGACAACGUGUUGCUGCCCUUUCAGAUUCCAGCACUUCGCUCAUGAAGCAGGUGGGACUGAUCUCUACUGUGGUUGACCCUCAUAUCGCAGCUGCUGCAGCUGAUGCUGCUGUUUCAGCACUUUGUGAAGAAAACUUGUGUCCAAGGGAGAUAUUUGAUGUUGAAGAGGACUAUGCUUCUCAUGUGAACUCUGUGAAUAGUUAUUCAGAAAGAUCCCUUGAGGGUGAAGGUUUAGAUAUGGAGAGGUCCACUCAUUCAGAAGUGGAUGACGGAUGGUCGAAGGAUGGCAUACCAUUGACACUGCGUGUAAGAGCUGCCAUUGCAACUGCUCUUGGAGCUGCUGCUGCUCGAGCAAAGUUGCUGGCAGACCAGGAAGAGAGAGAGAUUGAGCAUUUAGUUGCAACUAUAAUUGAAGCACAGAUUGAGAAAUUGCAACGCAAGGUUAAGCAUUUUGAUGAUCUGGAGCUGUUGAUGGAAAAAGAACACACUGAAAUGGAAAAUGUAGAAGAUUCUCUCUUGACUGAACGGAUUGAUGUGUUACGGCAAACAUUUAGAUCUGGAAUCACUAGAUGGAAGGAUUAUUCUUAUGUAAAAUCUUAGAUCAGUUUGUAUGUACGCGUAUAGUUUUGGUGCUCGAUGGCGUACAAUUGGACUAUCAUUUUACAUCAGGGCCAAUGAUGUACUGUGUAAUUUAUUAUUAAUUAUACCAUCGAACCCUCCAGACUCCAUUAAUUAGGUAACGGCUUUUAGAAGGUUCUAUCUUAGAUACCAUAGAACCGUUUUCGGGAAGUUGACCUAGUUUUGAAAACUUUUCCGAGUA
Messenger RNA from Abrus precatorius (Indian licorice), 2021 nucleotides. Its product is annotated as SWI/SNF complex subunit SWI3A. NCBI's taxonomy places the organism in Eukaryota, Viridiplantae, Streptophyta, Magnoliopsida, Fabales, Fabaceae. The record is from RefSeq and is a predicted model, not a curated record. Gene Ontology annotation, molecular function: protein binding. The coding region runs from base 128 to 1801 and encodes 557 amino acids. The transcript has 7 exons.